This is a messenger RNA of Microtus oregoni (creeping vole), 3111 nucleotides long. RefSeq names its product family with sequence similarity 43 member A (gene Fam43a). The record is from RefSeq and is a predicted model, not a curated record. NCBI's taxonomy places the organism in Eukaryota, Metazoa, Chordata, Mammalia, Rodentia, Cricetidae. The transcript has a single exon. The coding region runs from base 909 to 2189 and encodes 426 amino acids.
CUAGCCGGCCACCGCGCGUAAGACCACAGAGGGCGCGCUGCAGACCGCCGAGAGCCCCGAAGCGGAGUCGGACACCCCCGGAGGGAAGCAAUGAGGUAGCAGCAGUCCCCGGAGCAGACGCUGCGCGCGUCCUGCCCUCGGAGCCCCGCGCUACCCUGGCCAAGCCGGCCGAGCGCGAGUCCCCGGCGUCCCCUCGAAGCGAGGAUGCAGUGAGCCGCGGGACUGCUGUGCCUAGCCCACCGCGGCCAGCCGGACCACUCGGACGGUACUUGAGGCAAGCUGCUCAUUCCGGGAUCAGUCCAGCUGAGGGGCUCGCCCUCUCCGGCACCCACUGAGGGUGGGGUGCACCGGCUCCUGGGCGCACUGCUGUAGUUUCCGCGGCUCCUGGCCCUGGCCCAAGACUUGUGUGUGUGUCACGUUCGCUGAAGAAGAGUUCCUGCUUAUUCUCUCACCAGCCCGGGUGCUUUGGCCGAGGCCCCCUUCUAUUUAUUUGCACGCACUCAUAUGGUUUUUUUUCUAAAAUCAUUUUCCGCUCCGCUCUCUUAUUUUGUUGCUUGUCUGAGACUUUUGUCCUGGUCCUUCUCAUCUAGGCUUCUGUAAUAUAUUCAUAUUCUCUCUCUCUCUCUCUCUCUCUCUCUCUCUCUCUUUCUCUCUCUCGUGUGUAUACCUCUCUUGCACACUCAAAGUUGUAUAUUUUUUUCUUUCUAAGAUUCUACCCCACCCGCUGCGGGGUUCUCAAACACUAUCUGGCCUCUCCUGCUUCCAUCUCCCUGUCCCGGCUGUGCUCCCAGCUCGAGUUUAUUUUCCGGGCUUGCCCGGGCCAAACGCAGCCGGGGCUGGUGGCCCUGCGGGGCUCAUACCCCGCGCUCGGCCGCCGCCGCCCAGACGCUCCCGGGCGUCCUCCGGAGAUGCUGCCGUGGAAGAAGCACAAGUUCGAGCUGCUGGCCGAGGCGCCGCCGCGGCAGGCGUCCAAGCCUAAGGGCUACGCUGUGAGCCUGCACUACUCUGCGCUCAGCUCCUUGGCGAGGGCCUGCCCGGAAGGCGCGCUCAGCCGGGUGGGCAGCAUGUUCCGCUCCAAGCGCAAGAAGCUGCACAUCACUAGUGAAGACCCCACUUACACUGUGCUCUACCUGGGUAAUGCUACUACUAUCCAGGCGCGCGGCGACGGUUGCACUGACCUAGCGGUGGGCAAGAUAUGGAGCAAGAGUGAGGCAGGCCGUCAAGGCACGAAGAUGAAGCUGACAGUGAGCGCGCAAGGCAUCCGCAUGGUGCACGCCGAGGAACGAGCGCUGCGGCGCCCCGGCCACCUCUACCUGCUGCACCGCGUCACCUACUGUGUGGCAGACUCGCGGCUGCCCAAAGUCUUUGCCUGGGUGUACCGGCAUGAGCUGAAGCACAAGGCGGUAAUGCUACGCUGCCACGCGGUGCUGGUGUCCAAGCCGGAGAAGGCUCAGGCCAUGGCCCUGCUGCUCUACCAGACAUCAGCCAACGCUCUGGCAGAGUUUAAACGUCUCAAGCGGAGGGACGAUGCGCGUCACCAGCAGCAGGAGCUGGUGGGUGCACACACCAUCCCGCUAGUGCCGCUGCGUAAACUGCUCUUGCACGGACCUUGCUGUUACAAGCCGCCGGUGGAGCGCAGUCGUAGCGCUCCUAAGCUAGGCUCUAUCACCGAGGACCUGCUUGGGGAACAGCAGGAGGAGGAGCUGCAGGAGGAAGAAGAAGAGGAGCAUCUCGAGGGCUGCCUGGAGGAGGACGAGGAAGAAGAGGACCGUGUGGGGGAUGGGGAUCCAGCAGCGGAAGAAGCUGAGGCACAGAGGGCGCUGGUGGUGGCUAUGCACUUGGAAUGUGGGGACUUGCUGGACCCACUAGAGAAUGGCCACGAGGAGGCGUUGGGGGGCAGCGGGGUCUCGCUGGGCCUCAGCUCUGGGACAUCACCUCGUCCGCCAGGCUGUGCCUCCGACAUGAAGGCCCAACUGUCGCAACUUAUUAGUGACCUGGGCGACCUUAGCUUUGGCAAUGAUGUGCGCACCCUGGAGUCCGAUUUAAGGGUGACACGCCUGCUGUCGGGCGAGAGCACGGGCAGUGAGAGCUCCAUCGAGGGCGGAGGCCUGGACGCCACCUCUGCCACCUCUGGCAGCCCAUCCGGCCCUGCUGACAGCACCAGCCUAGAGGAGCCCUAUUCCAGCUAAGAUCCCAGAAAACUCCGUGUGCCCAGCACCCCACAGUGGCUCCCCAGCUGUAGUUCUGUCCCCCCUAACCUCCGGGAAAGGGAAAUUAUGCACCUGAGGGCCAGACCUGGGUUUGGAGUUCCCGGGGGCUUCUCUCCCAUCUUGCCCCAGCACUUUUGGCUCUGAGGUGGUUCAGGUUGUGAGUGUGGAGAUGUGGAGGGAGAGAGAAGCACUAUAAAGGAGAGACAGACAGGCCUGCUUCGGGGGUGAGGGGGCGGGGAGGGUGUGGGACAGGGAAAGCUGGCUGAAGUUGGAAAAGGCCAAGGGCGGGCUAGAGGUGCCCAGCGGUCAGUUUCCUGUUUGUGAGGCAGCUGGGGCUUGGGAAGGAGGGGUAACUUCCUCUCCAGACCCCCUGACUGGGAGGCCUCCCUCUGUCAUCAAUAUCUCAUUAACAAAGUCAUUCUCAUAGUAUUGGAGGCUUUCAUGGCUCCACAUUACCUGCCCCCAGUUCUUUCGGAUAUUGGGCUGUUUACCUCAGACUCAAAACUCUUUAAAGAUUGCCAAAUUUCUCAAAUAACUGUACUGGGGUGAGGGGCAGGGUAUGAAAGUUGUGUUUUGUUUACAGUUAAAGACAUCUAAUACCUUUAAAAAAAAAAAAGGAAUUUUCCUCUAGAAAUACACACCUUCCUCCUGUUCCAAAGAGCAUACUCCAUGAUGCUGUGUAAGAUAUUUUUGCACCUUUGUGAAGUAUUUUUGACUUUUUUUUGUACAUAACUGUGAUCUCAGAGCUGAAUGUUUAUAUAUCUUUUGCUGUGCAAAAGAUAGCUGUAAAAUGUUGUUCAGUUGUACAUACGGAAAUGUGUAUAAAACAUUUUGUUAUUUUUUUGAGCAGCAUUGUUUUGGUUCUGUUUGCAUGUCAGUGGGGUGAGAAUAAAGAGGAAAA